AUGUUGCGCUGGGGCAUGCUCGGAACGAGCUUCAUCUCAGAUGUCGUGGCAAAAUCCAUCCUCAACAGCAAGGGCUCCACCAUCGCAGCUGUAUUCGGGCGAGACGAAACACGCCUGAACGCAUUCGCAGAUAAGCAUGGAAUCGCAGAACGAUAUACCUCUAUCGAUGAUCUCCUCGACAAGGCCUCUAUUGACGUUGUCUACGUCGGCCUGCCAAACCACAUGCACACCCCCGCCGUUGUCGCAGCGGCCAAGCGGGGAAAGGCGAUUCUGUCAGAGAAGUCGCUCGCAACAACGAUGGAGGACUCUAAAGUUAUUGAGGAGGCAGUCAAAGACGCCAAUGUAUUCUUUCUCGAGGGACUUAUGUACCUCACGCAUCCGUUGAUGAAGAAAACUCAAGAACUGCUCCUGGAGGGUCGCAUUGGCCAAGUCCGUGGUAUUUCGGGCUACUACUCUGCCAAUAUCUGGAAGAAGGCCAAUCCGCUGAGCAUGGGAACCAUUUACAACCUUGGCUGCUAUCCAGUGUCACUACUUCACUUUGUGAUGGAGACAGCAUACGGUGGUGGUGCGUUUGCUGAGCGUCAGUUACAUGGCUUCGGCAAUAUCUCGAAGGAAGGCAGCGUUCAUGUCCGUGACGCUUCACUGACAGUCCGAUUUGACAAUGGUGUUCUUGCGAGCCUGCAGUCAACCGACAGCUACGGAAAUGACUUCUCGUUCGCGAUUCUCGGCGACAAGGGCCGAAUCAGGUUCCUUACCAAUCCUUGGUUGCCGGUUGCUGGUGACAAUAUCAUCGAGGUUAAGACUUAUGGCGGGACGACUGAGCAGGUUGUUAUUCCGGCGGAGCUGGAUGCGUUUGGACAUCAAGUCAAAAAGGUGGAGGAUUGUCUUUCUCGGGGAGUCAAAGCGGCGGAGAGACCUUCGCCGAAUGUUGAUCAGAGUUUGGAGAUUAUGGGGUUGUUGACUGAGUGGGAGGCUCUGAUCCAGAGCCAGCACAAGUGA
Molecule: messenger RNA, 999 nt
Organism: Fusarium sp. VM40
Lineage: Eukaryota; Fungi; Ascomycota; Sordariomycetes; Hypocreales; Nectriaceae
Source: the annotation of a GenBank genome assembly